Closterium sp. Naga37s-1 is the source of this 289-nucleotide messenger RNA. Lineage: Eukaryota; Viridiplantae; Streptophyta; Zygnematophyceae; Desmidiales; Closteriaceae. The record is from the annotation of a GenBank genome assembly.
CUGGCAGCUCGGGGGUGUCACUCAGCACACCUGGUCCGCGCACCUGCUGCCUCGGUCGUUACUGCCACCUGCUCGCACUCUAGUCCCUCUUGCCAUUCCUGGCGGUGGAGUGACUCGCUCCGUUCGGUGCCCAUCCCGCUGGAGUAGGAGAGGUGCCUUACUCUCAACUGCCACCGCUGCAGCCGCCUGCCGCCUCGCCCUUCCCUCAAGUGUUCCCCCAUUCGCCUCGGCGCCUCCAGUGAAGUGCCUCCCUUGCAGCUGGCAGCUCGACACACCUCAAUCACUCCAG